AUGGGUUUCAAGACCUGGAUCCACGAUACUAACCUGCGGGUUGCGCGCAGCCCCGUGGGAAGAUGGUUUCGGCUUGAGAACUCCGGCCAUCCACUGGAGAGGAAGGGGAGCAUGUUCUUCACCGAGAUCCGCGCCGGUCUGGCUACCUUCUUUGCGAUGGCCUAUAUUAUCUCGGUCAACAGCACCAUCACUUCCGAGUCGGGUGGAACAUGCGUUUGCCCGGCUGACAGCAUGUCGGAUUUCUGCGCAACCAACGUCGAGUACCUCGGAUGCGUGCAGGAGAUCAAGCGCGAUCUCGUUACCGCAACGGCCGCUAUCGCCGCCCUUUCGACCUUCUGCAUGGGUCUCUUUGCGAACUUGCCUAUCGCGCUGGCUCCUGGAAUGGGUUUGAACGCCUAUUUUGCCUACACCGUUGUCGGCUAUCACGGCUCCGGCUUCAUCCCAUACAAGGUGGCUUUGACUGCGGUUUUCGUCGAGGGUUGGGUCUUUUUCGGCCUGACGCUAAUUGGUAUGCGGCAAUGGCUUGCGCGCGCACUUCCGGCUUCCAUUAAGCUUGCGACUGGUGUGGGCAUCGGGUUGUAUCUCUGCCUCAUUGGGCUGACUUACAGUGCUGGAAUUGGAGUGGUUCAGGGUGCACAGAAUACUCCCAUGGAACUGGCAGGAUGCGAUCCGAAGUAUUUCGACGAGUUAACAGGUUUGUGUCCCGACAGUCAGAAGAUGCGCAGUCCUACUAUGUGGGUUGGUAUCUUCUGCGGGGGUUUCCUGACCGUCUUCUUGAUGAUGUACCGCGUCAAAGGUGCGAUCAUCAUUGGUAUCCUGCUUGUCUCCAUCAUCUCGUGGCCGCGGGAUACUCCGGUGACAUACUUUCCGUACACGGAGCUUGGCAACAGCAUGUUCGACUUCUUCAAGAAGGUUGUUACUUUCCAUCCUAUUAAACACACCCUGGCCGUGCAGGAAUGGGAUAUUUCCGGCCACGGAGGACAGUUUGGACUGGCAUUCAUCACAUUCUUGUACGUCGAUAUUUUGGACACCACUGGUACUUUGUACUCCAUGGCCCGAUUUGCCGGCGCGGUCGAUGAGCGUACUCAAGAUUUUGAAGGCAGCGCUAUCGCCUAUAUGGUCGACGCCAUAUCCAUCUCGAUCGGUUCCUUGUUUGGCAGUCCACCUGUAACAGCCUUCAUCGAGUCGGGUGCUGGAAUCUCGGAAGGUGGCAAGACAGGCUUGACUUCAUGCGUGACCGGCUUCGCGUUCUUCAUCGCCGUGUUUUUCGCGCCGAUCUUUGCUUCCAUCCCUCCCUGGGCAACUGGCUGUACUCUUGUGUUCGUCGGUGCCCUAAUGAUCAAGGCGGCAGCUGAGAUCAACUGGAAGUAUUUUGGCGAUGCGAUUCCGGCGUUCCUGACCAUUGCUAUCAUGCCGUUCACUUACAGCAUUGCCUAUGGUCUUAUCGCUGGUAUCCUGAGCUACAUCCUCCUCAACUCCGUUGUGUGGAUCUUGGAGAAGGUUAGCGGUGGUCGCAUUGUUCCGCCAAACAGGGACGAGUCUGAUCCUUGGACGUGGAAGGUUCCUGGUGGCUUUUUCCCUCCUUGGGUGAAACGUGCUGCUAGCGGGAACAAGCAGUUCUGGCGCCGGGACGAGGAGGAGGCGGUAGCUGAAGAGGUGGGGUCAUUUGGCUCAUCCCAUGAGGGGGUGGCCCUUGAGAAGGGCCCAAGUAACGCCGGUGAGCCUACAGAAAAGGCGCUGUAA
This is a messenger RNA of Penicillium canariense, 1743 nucleotides long. RefSeq names its product NCS2 family permease. The record is from RefSeq and is a predicted model, not a curated record. Bases 1 to 1743 code for a protein of 580 amino acids. NCBI's taxonomy places the organism in Eukaryota, Fungi, Ascomycota, Eurotiomycetes, Eurotiales, Aspergillaceae. Gene Ontology annotation, biological process: transmembrane transport. The transcript is spliced from 4 exons. Gene Ontology annotation, molecular function: purine nucleobase transmembrane transporter activity. Gene Ontology annotation, cellular component: plasma membrane.